AUGAACUUACAACAGAUUAUGAGACCCAGCACCAUCAGCGCGGACGGCAUCAAGGUCUUCGCUGGCGCUGAGCAGGAUGCCAACCUCUUCUUCAUCACCGUUGAGGCCAAGCUCAUCGCCGCUGGCAUCGACGCUGGCAUCAUCGCCGAGGGUGGUGCUGACCACCAAGGAGACAGGCAGGCUCCAGCAGCUGCCUCAUCGCCGAGCCCAAGCACCCACGGUGCUUCGGGUCCCCGCACUCGCUCCCGCGCUCAACGCGGCCCUCGCCGCACUGGCGCCCGCCACGACGCGGAGGACCACGACGACGAUGACGACGACGAGGGCGAUGGCGACGACCACGGCGCUCAGCCAUCUUCCUCCUCUUCCUCUCUCCCUUCUUCCGCCACUCCGAGCGGAGGAGCGCAGGUGGCGUCCCGAGCCUCUGGUCUGAUGGAUCCCCGUGAUCCACAGGUUGACGCAGCCAUCUUCGCGUUCCUCCUUGGCGUCCUGACGGGACACCCGCUGCGGCUGGCCAUCACCGACAACCGUGGCCGCUCCGGUGUGCUUGCGCUGCGCCGCCUCCGCGAGCGCUACAUCCGCAGCGGCAAGGACCACCUCCUCGCUGCCGGCGUGUCCAUCCCGGAGGACGACCUGCGCACCCUCGUCCGCAACGAACUCCCCGCGGAGUUUGAUGUGGCGAUGCGGUUCAUGGAGCGCGAGGACCCGCCGCCAUCGCUGUCCAAGAUGACGGCGGACCUCAUCCAGGAAGAGCGCCGCCUGCAUCGUCCCAAGAAGCGCACGCCUGUGCUCGCCAUCGGUGGGCCAGGCCCCAGCUCCUUCGCUGCAUCGCCGAUGCACGCUGGCACGUCGCCCUCCGACACGAGCGGUGGACCAUGCUGUCCACCUGCAGAGCGCGUGACUUGCGCGUUCUGCAACUUCCGCGGCCACUGCGCGCAGCAGUGCCGCAAGCUGCAGGCGGCCAAGCGCUACCACGUCAUCGACGUGCGGCAGAUCCUGGCUACGCUUCGCAACCACGGCAACGGCAACGGCAAGCGGCCAGGAUCCUCUCGCCCACAGCACGGACGAGCAGCUCCAUUCAAGAAGGCGGCCGUCGUCAGCCACGGCCCUCAGCGCGUGGAGACCUUCGCCAUCCACCACGAUGCCCUCAUGCUGCAGCCCGAGGGCGAGGAGGAGGGCCACGCCAUCGGACCAGUGCCACCACAGGUGUGGCUCGCUGACAGCGGUGCCACGGCGCACAUCACCAGCGACGCCUCCCUCCUCACCAACUACGUCGCCGUCACGCAGCACGUCACCGUUGCCAACAACCAGACCGUCACGGUCAUCGGCAAGGGCGACUGCGUGCUCCGCGUGACUGGCACAGACGGCGCUCCAGGUACCAUCACGCUCAAGAACGUGCUGCAUGUCCCCGAUAUCAAGUACAACCUUCUGGCGCUGAACCUGGUGACUCGCGCGCGUCGUGGUGCUUCCGUCGUCAUUGCUGCGGACGACAGCCGCAUCCAGUUUGCCACAUGGAGCGUGCCUCUGCUGCCGUCCAAGGACACCGGCCAUCUCUUCCUCUACGCCAGCACCACGACCUCCCAACAAGCCACGGCGCUUGCGGGGGAGCUCGUGCACAGCAGCGACGGGGAAGCCGAGGAUGCUGACGAGGACGCCUCUGCACACGACGUGCUAGGCCAUCGCAGCAGCGCGGCCGUUGACGCCAUCCGGCAGCAGAUCGCCCAGGCCUCUUCCAAGCACAUCGUCACCUGUGGACCAUGUGCGCUUGGCAAGAGCACGCGCGCCUCCAUCCCAAAGCAGUCUGCUCCACGUAGCGCUGGGCCAUGCCAGCUGCUCUACGCCGACAUCGCCGGUCCGCUGGAGGAGACGUCGCUGCGAGGUGCACGCUACGCGCUGACCUUCAUCGACGACUGCACGCGUUUCGCCUGGACGUUUCUCAUCCGGCACAAGAACGACGUCGGUGCGGCCCUGGAGCAGCUGCGCAAGGACCGUCACGUCAUCAACGCGCUCCGAGGCGCCACGCUGCAGACGGACAGCGACGCCGUCUUCAAGAGCCAGGACUUCACCGACCUGUGCCUGGCCUUCGACAUCAAGCAGCGCUUCUCGCCACCGCACUCGCAGGCCAAGAACGGAUCCGCGGAGCGCACCUUCCGCACCCUCUUUGAGACGGCGCGCACGAUGCUGUUUGCUGCGGACCUGGACAAGCCGUUCUGGGGCUUCGCCGUGCAGCACGCCACGCUGCUGCACAACAUCGCGCCACGCAGGAGCCUCAAGGACAAGUCACCGUUCGAGGCCCUGACUGGGCACCCCUUCGACGUCAGCCUGUUGCGCGUCUUCGGCUCGCCGGCCUACGUGCAUGUGGAGAAGAGCAGCACGCGGCACAAGCUUGACCCACGCUCACGCGUCGGCGUCUACGUCGGCUUCGCCGAGGAGGACCAGGCCCACGUCGUCUGGAUGCCGGACACGCGACGCGUUGUCCACACCAUCCACGCUCGCUUCGGUGCCAGCGCCAUCAAGAACAAGGACGUCGCCUCCUCUCAGCAGCAGCAAGAGCAGGACAACAGCGGUGCCUCUGCUUCGCAUGCCAAUAAGACCGCUCAGCGUUCAACCGAGGACAGUGCCACCGGCGCUCCCACUGCACCACGUGCGGGGGAGCCGCAGCUCCAGCCACGCGCCCUUGGCGGCUCCGUCUGGGACCAGCUGCUGGUGUCCGAGACCCUCGGCGACAAGGACACCUCUGGUGGCUCAACCACCACGUGUCACGUUGCCACCAGCGCUGCUGGUACGGGGGAGAAGACAUCAGCAGUGGGUGGUCAUCUACCAGACAUCGCUGUUGGCAGUGUUGCCACGUCAGCUGAGCCAGCCACCGUCAAGGAGGCGCUUGCCUCGCCAGACUCUGAGGAGUGGCGCCAAGCCAUCCUGGACGAGUUUGCGGCAAUGCAGGCCAAUGACGUCUACGACGUCGUGCCUCGCGCUGACCUUCCCAAGGGCCACAAGCUGCUCCGCAGCAUGGUCAUCUUUCGGAGGAAGCGUGACGACCAGGGCAAGGUGAUCAAGUACAAGGCGCGCUGGGUUGCCAAAGGCUACUCCCAGGUCCACGGUGUCAACUACACGGACACCUUUGCCCCGACGGCUACCAUCGCAGCCAUCCGCACCAUGCUCGCCAUGGCCGUCGCGCGUGGCAUGGACAUCCAGCAGAUGGACGUCAACACGGCGUUCCUCAACGCCGCCCGUGGAUCACGAGAUCUACGUCCAGCCACCGGCCGUCGACGGCAUCUUCUCGCCGAAUACGGUCCUGCGCCUCAAGCGCGGGCUGUAUGGGCUGAAACAAAGUUUGUUGGUUGA
This is a messenger RNA of Salpingoeca rosetta, 3342 nucleotides long. RefSeq lists its product as uncharacterized. The record is from RefSeq and is a predicted model, not a curated record. Gene Ontology annotation, molecular function: nucleic acid binding. The transcript is spliced from 2 exons. Lineage: Eukaryota; Choanoflagellata; Craspedida; Salpingoecidae. Gene Ontology annotation, biological process: DNA integration. Bases 1 to 3342 code for a protein of 1113 amino acids.